Molecule: messenger RNA, 4215 nt
Organism: Armigeres subalbatus
Lineage: Eukaryota; Metazoa; Arthropoda; Insecta; Diptera; Culicidae
Exons: 5
Coding region: 1-4215 (1404 amino acids)
Biological process (GO): proteolysis
Molecular function (GO): zinc ion binding; nucleic acid binding; aspartic-type endopeptidase activity
Source: RefSeq, a predicted model, not a curated record
AUGAUUCCGAAAAGCUUGUACAUGACGAAAACUUCUUACCCACAAAAUGAUGGAUGCCACCACAACGGUGAUUUUCAAUCAAUCCUCACCUGCACCAUCUGGCCGGUGUCGUCCGACACGUUCGCCUUUGUUUCGCAAGAUGCAGCAACCCCACACCGGAGGAGCUGGUGCCAGCAAUCGGUGCCGGUGCCGGCCGUUCUAUCGCUGAAAUCAUUGUCGGGAAAGCCUCGGAACAACAAGUGUCAAGGUUUCGAGGAAGCAUCGAGUCAGCACUCUGGAGCUUCGAGAAGAUGUACAAAACAAAAGCAGUUAGAGUUGGAGUUAGAAUUGCUCGACGAGGAGAGAAAGCUGCAGGAAGAGGAGAAUGCAAGGAAGCGCGAAUAUCUCCGCAGACGACAUGCCAUACUGUUGGAGAUUGCCAGUGAUUCGGCGUCUGUUGCAGAAGUUGAAGGCAAUGCACUUAACGAUCGAGUGGAUGAAAUGCGCUUCGGAAACCCAGAAGUCAUCGUGCAAAACCUGAUGGACAAAAUCAUCACAACGCCAGCUCCCAAAGCUGACAAAUUGGACACGAUAGUCGAAUAUGCUCUUGCUGUUCAAAAUUUGUGCGCAACAAUUGAAGCUUGUCAAUUAGAUAAAUAUUCUUAUAAUGUAGCGCUACUUCGUGAGCUGGUGAACAAGUUACCAUCAGCAAUCAAGCUGGAUUGGGAUGCCGUCGCAGCAGCCGACAGUAAAGUGACCGAAGAAUUGAAUUCUCUUUCUCGUCAGCGAGCGCAGGUGAUGUCAAAGGUCAACCGAAUCUACAAUGCCGUGAAGGACGCCGAACUUGGCCUACCUCAGCUAAAGGUAGAGGCCAAAAAGGCAGCAUACGCUGAAUUUUCUGGCUUCCAUAGUCAGAUUAUCGCCAUCGUUCCUGAAGAACAACUCGACGAGCAAGAAGUAAAGUAUGUAAGAUUCGAGAGACUAUACGACUGGACAUCCGCUCAAAUUGAAUCGCGCAUCAUCAAGUGCGAUCAAGCCAAACCACCGCAGGUCAUCCUUCAGCAGCAGCCUCUAAAAGCACCGAUUCCAACGUUUGAUGGAGAAUACACGAGCUGGCCGAAGUUCAAGGCUAUGUUCGUCGACGUUAUGGCACAAUCCCGAGACUCCGACGCAGUGAAGCUCUAUCAUCUCGACAAGGCCUUGGUUGGAGCUGCUGCAGGUAUUCUCGACGCGAAGACUAUCAACGAUGGUAACUACACGCAAGCAUGGAACAUCUUAACGGAACGAUUUGAGAACACCAGAGUGAUAGUGGAGACGCACAUCCGUGGUCUCUUAUCAUUCAAGAAGAUGACGUCCGAAGCCAGCAUAGAACUGAGGAGCCUUCUUGACGUGUGCACCAAGAACAUCGAUAGUUUGGAGUACCUGGGGCAACAGAUGUCUGGUGUAUCGGAGCUGAUUGUAGUUUAUCUACUAACGGCUACAUUAGACAAAUCAACACGGAAGCAUUGGGAACAAUCACUUGCAUCGGGUGAGUUGCCGACGUACAAGAAGACGAUAAACUUCUUGAAGUCACAUUGUCAGAUGCUAGAACGAUGUGAAGCCGCUAAUCAACAAUCAGUUGCAAGAACGAACCCUGCGCCGAAACAGACAACACCAAUUCCGAAAAAUUACAGCCCUACCCACACCGCUACAUCGAACGAAGCUGAGAUGACAGAGAGAUGUGAUUUUUGCAACGGUACGCAUUUCAACUAUCAAUGCAACAAGCUGAACACAUUUGCGUACAACGAGAAGAUGGAAAAAGUACGUGCAGCCGGCGUGUGUUUUAACUGUCUGCGAAAAGGACAUCGAUCAAUCAAUUGCCCCUCAACGAAGUGUUGCCGAAAGUGCCAAAAACGACAUCAUACGCAGCUGCACGACGACGAAGCCUACCAGAAGCAAGAAUCCCGAACCAUUUUGAAGGAAGAAUUGAUGCCAACCACGACCUCAUCGAAGACAAACGACUCAUCAGUGUCAACCGCCUUUGCGUGCAACCAUGGACGCUCGUCACACACCGUAUUGCUACAAACCGCAGUAGUCUUGGUUAAGAAUCAGCACGACGAACUACUGCCAUGCCGCGUUCUCUUGGACUCAGGGUCCCAGGUGAACUUCAUCACUGAGAAGAUGGCCAAUACGCUUGGCAUCCAACGACAACCUGCCUACGUCCCGAUAGCAGGGAUAAACGAUCUUCGAACGACAGCUCGUCAUAGGACAUCCUUAGAAAUUCGUUCUCGUUGCAGCGAUUUUCGUACCAAACUGGAUUGCUUGAUCACCAAGCAGGUGACUGGAACUAUCCCUUCUCGAAACAUCGACGUCACGAGGUGGAACAUUCCCAGCUACAUCCAACUUGCUGAUCCAUCAUUUUUCCGACCUGGUGGCAUCGACAUGCUGAUUGGAGCAGAGAUCUUCUUCAAGCUCAUGAAGCCGAACCUCAUCACAAUCGACGAUAGACUUCCUGAGUUACAAGAAUCUCAACUUGGUUGGCUGGUUGCCGGUGCAAUCCAGUCAGACACGCCAUCCAACGAUCUUCGUUUCGCCCAAGUGGCAUCCAUCCAAAACGUUGAAGAUUGGAUGCACAAAUUUUGGGAAAUCGAAGAAGUUCCCAAUGCAUCAUCGAAUUCAACCGACGAACAACGCUGCGAGGAACACUUUGCAGCAACACACUUCCGAGACAAUGAUGGGAGAUUUGUUGUCAGACUUCCCUUGAAGGAGAACGCUCAUCAACUUGAAAGCUGUAGAUCGCUAGCAUUAAAGCGAUUUUACAUGCUUGAAAAUCGACUUCAACACAACCCUGAACUAGGGACCCAGUACGUAGAUUUCAUUCGUGAGUACCAGGAUCUCGGCCACUGCCGAGAAGUCAACGAAGCGAACGACGACCCGAAGCGACCAGGAUACUACUUGCCUCAUCAUGCAGUACUACGACCAAACAAUUCUACCACCAAAUGCAGAGUUGUUUUCGAUGCCAGCGCAAAAGCAUCCGAAUCCAGCUUAUCACUGAACGACGUACUACUGGUGGGACCGGUGGUACAAAGCGAAUUGUAUGCCAUAAUGCUACGAUUCCGGACGUAUAGUUUUGUGUUCACGGCGGAUAUAGCAAAAAUGUACCGUCAAAUUCGAUUGCAUCCCGACGACACCCAUUACUUAAGGAUAUUCUGGAGAGAAUCCCCAAGCGAACGUUUGAAGGUCCUAGAAUUGACAACCGUCACCUAUGGCACCGCAUCUGCACCCUACCAGGCUACCAAGAGUUUAGUUCAACUCGCCGAUGACGAAGGAAAGGAGUUUCCUGUAGCAGCCGAAAUAAUCAAAAACGACUGCCAUGUGGACGACAUUUUGUCUGGUGCCAACACACUCGACGACGCACUCGAAGCUCAACGACAACUGACGACAAUGUUGGGAAAAGCAGGAUUCCCAAUCCACAAGUGGUGUUCCAAUUCCGAUAAGUUUUUAGAAAGCAUCCCGAAUCAAGACCGACAAACACCAAAACCAUUGGAAGACUGCGACAUCAAUCAAGCCAUCAAAGUCCUUGGCCUUCUAUGGGACCCAACAUCCGACGAGCUUCUUCUGGCUGGAGACAUACAUCCAGUCAUACACAGCAACCGACCGUGGACGAAGCGAAGAAUUUACUCCGAAUUCAGCAACUUUGGCGCAACAAGCAAGAUUGGGAUAAUCCUGCAGCUGGCCAUCGUUCUUGCCAAAUUGCUAGUUCAGCAACUUUGGCGCAACAAGCAAGAUUGGGAUAAUCCUGUAGACGACAUCAUCAGCCAACAAUGGAUCGAGUUACGACAAUCGUUACAUUUGCUGAAACAGUUUUCUAUUCCUCGCCGAGCAAGCAUCGAUGGUGCAGUGCAGUUCGAGCUGCAUGGAUUUGCGGACGCCUCAACCAAAGCAUAUGGAGCGUGUCUGUACAUCAGAAGCAUCAACCCCGAUGGCACAGCCACAUCAAGACUGCUAACUAGCAAGUCAAAGGUGGCACCUCUUCAUGAUAUGACGAUUCCACGCAAGGAAUUAUGCGCCGCUCUUCUACUAGCGAGAUUAAUCGACAAGGUGACUUCAACCAUCAACAUCAGAUUCCAGCAGAUAGCGUUAUGGUCGGAUAGUCAAAUUGUGUUGGCUUGGCUUCAAAAGCAUCCUAGCCAACUUGAAAUCUUUGUUCGCAAUCGCACAGCAGAGAUACGAAGGUUAACUGGAAGCUACCAGUAG